Lolium rigidum is the source of this 516-nucleotide messenger RNA. Its product is annotated as 16.0 kDa heat shock protein, peroxisomal-like. The transcript has a single exon. The coding region runs from base 115 to 516 and encodes 133 amino acids. Lineage: Eukaryota; Viridiplantae; Streptophyta; Magnoliopsida; Poales; Poaceae. Gene Ontology annotation, biological process: response to hydrogen peroxide; protein complex oligomerization; response to salt stress. The record is from RefSeq and is a predicted model, not a curated record.
GUGGACGCCGCGAACACUUGCCAAUUUAUUUGCGCCAAUCUCCCAGUUCCUUCGCCUUCCCAAACUCGCCAACGCCGAUCGACACUCCAAUCCCAAGCUCUCCGAAUCCAAGAAAUGGCGGACCUCCUCCUCGGCAGCCCCUUCCGGCGCCUGCUCUACGCCCGCCCGUACGCCUCGGCCACGGCCGCCAUGGACUGGGUGGAGACCCCGACCUCCCACAUCAUCAAGAUCAACGUCCCGGGGCUGGGCAAGGACGACGUCAAGGUGCAGGUGGAGGACGGCAACGUGCUGAGCGUCAGGGGCGCGGCCAAGGAGAAAUCGGAGGAGGAGACCGUGUGGCACGUGGCGGAGCGCGGGAAGCCGGAGUUCGCGCGCGAGGUGGCGCUGCCGGAGCACGUGAAGGUGGAGCAGAUCAGGGCCGGCGUGGAGAACGGCGUGCUCACCGUCGUCGUGCCCAAGGAGCCCGCGCCCGCCCGCCCCAGGACCAGGCCCAUCGCCGUCUCCAGCAAGCUCUGA